AUGACUCCCAAUCCGUUCAGCGCCGUAACGGCGUGUCUGAAUAACUGCUUCCCCCGGAAAGAGCCCCAGCCUGCAUAUCCAGAAUUCAAAAGCAUACGCUAUAAUACCCAGAUCAGAGCGAACCUCGGGCUAGGUGAGAGACCGCUGCACCUCCCAGCGCGCGUCGAGGCUGGUUCAGCAUCGUCGGACCAGCCGACGAUACAGCGCACGAGCGCAUCGCCGGCUGGUGCCUCCAACAACAACAGCCCGAGGCCGACCACGACGACAACGGCCGUGUUGUCCGGGACGCGGUCGCCGCCGCGCAUCAAGUCACAGCGUCGUUUCCCCACCACCGCCAGCGGCGGCGACACGGGCAGCCAGCAGCCAGGCUGGGGUAAGUCGAUGAUGACGGCCGCCGAGAUGGCCGAGCUCUUCGACGUGCUGCACCGCACCUUCGACCACGUGCCGUACGCGAUCUGCGGGCUCGGCGCGCUGAUCGAUCACGGUUUCACGGGUCGUCGCGCGAACAAGAUCUCCAUCCUGUGCCCGGCGCACUCGAAGGACAACGUGAAAGCCUGGGCGCAGGCGCGCGGGUACGCCACUUGGGCCGACUCGGUCGGGCUGCCGAUGCGAGAUGGGACGGUCCGGAGGGUGAGGAUUAAGUAUCUUGUCGAUGAUGGUUUUGAUCGCCUCGAGCGCGUGCGCUCGUCCGUGUCGAACGCGACUGUGCUGAGCAUGGCGAGCCAGCUUGAUAAUGUGGCGGCGGGCUGGCUCGACAAUCGUCGGAGGGGGGACGAGCGCGCGCUCGCUACGAUUGCUAAGGACGUCUUUUGGUGUCUGGACCACAUCGUCCUUACACGCACGCAGUCACAACUAGACCCCAAAUGCCUGCCCACGUUCCUCGGGGAGGCGUUCUGGUCCGGGUUCACGGCCAAGCACCCCGAGGCAAGGCCCGAGAUGGCACGGGCGGGCAUUGAUGUAAGUGGGGUGAUGAAGGCGCAGAGGGAGAGGGAGAGUUUGAGGGAGCAUGAUGCGAUGUUGAAGAUGUAUGGGCUGCAGGGCGAUGUUGUGACUGAGCAGCCUGGGCUGUUCGAGGGGAUGCGGGACUUGGCUCAUAGUAAGAGUGUUUACACCCUGCGCGACGAGUCGGUGGCUGGGUUGGAGACGGGGCCGGGAAAGGUAGGUGAGGCGAAGAAGGAGAAGCCGCUGCCGCGGCUGCCGGGCGAGGGUGUGGGACGGAGCUUGACGACGCAGCGCGGGUCGAAGCCUGUCAAGCUUACGGGGGAGUGGAUCUAG
This is a messenger RNA of Anthostomella pinea, 1275 nucleotides long. NCBI's taxonomy places the organism in Eukaryota, Fungi, Ascomycota, Sordariomycetes, Xylariales, Xylariaceae. The record is from the annotation of a GenBank genome assembly.